This is a messenger RNA of Anastrepha ludens (Mexican fruit fly), 789 nucleotides long. It is a transcript of the gene MCTS1, whose product is annotated as malignant T-cell-amplified sequence 1 homolog. Gene Ontology annotation, molecular function: RNA binding. NCBI's taxonomy places the organism in Eukaryota, Metazoa, Arthropoda, Insecta, Diptera, Tephritidae. The record is from RefSeq and is a predicted model, not a curated record. Gene Ontology annotation, biological process: formation of translation preinitiation complex. The coding region runs from base 99 to 647 and encodes 182 amino acids. The transcript is spliced from 4 exons.
UUGUUGUUGGUUGCUUUAUAUUGCUUUUCUUUGCAUUGCUUUUACGACACAUUAGACAUAUAUUGCGUGAAUAUUUUAAUAAUUAAUACUAAUUCAAAAUGUUUAGAAAAUUUGAAGAAAAGGAAAGUGUUUCAUCGCUUCAACAACUGAAAUCUUCUGUCCAGAAGGGUAUUCGUGCGAAAUUGUUGGAAACGUAUCCAUUGUUGGAAACACACAUUGACUUGAUACUACCAAAAAAAGAUUCGUACCGCAUCGCUAAAUGCCACGAUCAUAUUGAACUUUUAGUCACAGGGAGCGGCGAAAUAGCGUUCUUCCGGCAUCGCGAGGGUCAGUGGAUGCCGACUUUGCGAUUACUACACAAGUUUCCAUAUUUUGUAACUAUGCAACAAGUAGAUAAGGGUGCCAUUCGAUUUGUGUUAAGUGGUGCUAAUAUAAUGUGUCCCGGCCUCACGUCGCCUGGCGCACAAAUGACACCCUCCGAUAAAGGAGCUGUUGUGGCAAUAAUGGCCGAAGGCAAAGAACAUGCAUUGGCCAUUGGCAUCACCACUUUGUCUACUGAAGAAAUCUCGAAAGUUAACAAGGGCGUAGGAGUGGAAAAUUGCCAUUACCUUAAUGAUGGACUAUGGAAAAUGAAAGUUAUAAAGUAAAAAUCAUAAAAUAUUAAUCCGCAUGAUUGCAAUAGCUAGUCUGAAAGAGCUAUAUUUAAAUGUCUAAAUGAUUUUUGUAUUAUAAUACAUCUAUUUCUUUAGCUUAUUGAAUAAACAUUAAUUUUAAAGAUAUUUAAUAAUA